UCUAAUCCUAACAUGUUAUGAGCACGUGAAAUCCAGUCUGACAUUUAAACCAAUCAGAAUACAAGAAUGAUGAAUAAUCUUCCAAUCAGAAUCUAGGUCGGUCACGUGGUUUUGUAUACACGGUCACAAAAGUACAGUUUACGAGUACAUUUUGCCUGGAGCCGAGUAGAUAUCGUGGUAUUUGAAUAUUCAAGCAAGAUUUUACGAGGAUUUUACAACGCAAUGGCUUCUCAACGAGUAAUGAACUUUUCACCAGGCCCGGCUAAGUUGCCUGAAGAGGUGUUGGAACGUGCCCAGAAAGAGCUGACGAACUAUAGCGAUACAGGCAUCAGUGUAAUGGAGAUGAGCCAUAGAUCCUCAGACUUCUCACAGAUCAUGAACAGAACAGAAUCGAAUCUCAGAGAAAUCAUGAAGAUCCCCGACAACUACAAGGUACUCUUUCUGCAGGGUGGGGGCACUGGGCAGAUGGCAGCUGUGCCCCUAAACCUUAUCAAGUUGAAGAGCUCAGGUUGUGCAGACUAUAUCAUCACUGGAAGUUGGUCAGCAAAGGCUGCUGAUGAGGCAGAAAAAUAUGGCACAGUUAAUCAUGUUUACCCAAAUACUAAAGUCUACACAGGUGUGCAAUGUGUCUCUACCUGGAAGUUGAAUCCAGAUGCAUCUUAUGUCUACUAUUGUGCCAAUGAAACAGUACAUGGUGUGGAGUUUGACUUUGUACCUGAGACCAAUGGUGUUCCCCUUGUCUGUGACAUGUCAUCAAAUUUCAUGUCUAUUCCAGUUGACUUUACAAAGUAUGGAAUGGUGUUUGCUGGAGCUCAAAAGAAUAUUGGUUGUGCUGGUGUUACCGUAGUGAUUGUACGAGAAGAUCUGAUUGGUCAAGCAAUGAAGGAGUGCCCAAGUGUGCUUGACUACAAGGCUCAAUCCAGAGCUAGUUCCCUCCUCAAUACACCUCCCUGUUAUAGCAUUUACAUUAUGGGGUUGAUCUUUGAGUGGGUGAAAGCAAGUGGUGGAACAGAAGCCAUGGCUGAAAAGAGCAGGGUGAAAUCUGAAGCCAUAUAUGAUGUCAUUGACAAAUCUAAUGGGUUUUAUGUUUGCCCUGUUGCUGAGCACUGUCGCAGCAGAAUGAAUAUACCAUUUAGAGUGGGAAAUGCUGAAGGGGAAGAUCUGCUGGAGAAACAGUUCCUAGAAGGAGCAACUCAGCGUGGAAUGAUUUCACUGAAAGGGCAUAGGUCUGUUGGAGGUAUCCGUGUGUCUCUAUACAAUGCAGUCAGUGUACAGGAUACUAUGCACCUUGCAGAAUACAUGCAGGAGUUCAUGGCACUACAUCAGUAGACGCUGCCAUAGAAAGUAUUAAAGGGGAUAUCUCUCUGUUCACAAUUAUGAAGUCAGCCAUCAAGAUAUUGCACAUUGGAAAUCUCAUUUAUUUUAGAAAUGUUUUUGAAAAACAAACAUAGAAGACUUCAUAAUAAGCCAUAGUUGAAAUUAGCCUAUAUAGUCUAAAAGGUGAAGUUCCUCAAUGAUAAGAAUAGCACACGGAUGAAAUUAGAUGGAUAUCCCCUAAGGAAUACAUUUACAGGGUGUAGCAGAAAAUAUGCUAGAUUUCAAUGACUAUUGCACUUGAAACUAGUACAACUUUAACAUAUGUACAGAAGUUAACAUAUCAAUGCAAUUUUGAUGCGAUAGAUCCUAGUCAGGGAAACAAUAGAAAAUAAAUAAAAAUGGAGGAGUACUUAAUAUAUUGAUAAAGUUCUUAACUCUGCCAAAAUUACAAAUUCCUACAUCUUGCAGAUGUUAGACUCUUUUGCUAAACCCUGUAAAUAUGUAUAACAUUCCCUUCUACUUACAAAAUACCGUGUGAAUAUACAUGGUGACACAAAAAGCAACCAACUGAAUAUCUCGGGUCGAGUUUCCAAUGCAGGAAUAAGUGAUGUUCUUAUGUUACAUCAAUGACUUUGAGCUUUAGAGAAAUCAUGUUUUCCAUCUUAGGAGUGCUCGUGCCAAAUCACUCAAAUAUGCAAGUUCAGAAAUACAUUUUUGGAAUGUAUAAAACCAAGUCUACUUAUGAAAGUUAUUCUGAAAAAAGUUGAAAGAUUAUUCUAUAUUUUUGGUAAUAUGUAUGAAAGCAGACAGGGAAAAACAGAAAGACCUAUGUAUUUUGAAUGAUAUUACAUUACAUCAGAGCAUGCUAAGAUUGAAAAUAUGAUUUUUGCUAAAAUAAUUCUCAAAUUAUAAGAUAGCAUUUUUGUAUCACCUUGUACUUUUAGAAAGCCGUAAUGUGGGAAGAUAAUGAAGCUAGAAACUGGAAAACAACUUUACAAACUAGGUGAUCAAAAAACUUUUAUGUACAUAUACGUAUAUCUUAAUUUCCCUUUUAUGGUCAUUUUGAAUACUUGAAUUUUUUCUACAUCGUUGCAUAUUAUCUGUGAUAUCUGUCAUUUUUUGAAAUAUUAGCAUUAACUAGAUCGUUUUUUUUCUUGUUGCCAUUACCUUUAAUGUAUGUGUUGCCAUGACUUUCAAUGUUUGUGAAGGGGUAGACCUUGUUUCUUGAGUAUAAUGCUUUGUUUGUUAUAGCUCAUUUGCUAUUUCCUACAUAAUAGCUCCAAUGAUUCAGGGACCAAUUGAUUAUCAUUGUAUAUAAAGAACUGUAAAUCUCUUGUGCAUGUACUAUGACUUGAAUGAUGUAAAGUUUUCAGAGAACCUACAUUGAUACCUAUUGGUGAUAUAUAUGACUUAAGAUCUGUAUUCUAACUAGUUAGGUACCUGAACAAAUCAGAUGCAUAUCAACUUAGUUAAAGGUUCAGUUAACCUUGGUGAAGUCUUGGUUAACUUUUUGCUGGAAGUAUAGUUCUUGUAGUAUGGAUUAUGUAAUGUAAAUAGAAAAUAUCACCAUGUAAAUUAGUAAUGUAUAUUGGUAGCAGUGGCGCACAAGUGAAAAUGGGAUCAAAUAUUUCAUUGCAUUCCAAAACCAUGGGAGACUGAACAUAUUCAAUAUUGUAUUCAAGAAACCUAGAAUACUUUAUUUAAUGUAUUGCUUUAAACUUGUAACAUUUUUAUUUUACAAGGUAGUUGUGGAUUUUAGCCCAAAUGUUUUGUUCAUAAAAUAUAUUAGUGUUUAUAUGACAUUGUCGUUGUAUUUUCACCUCAUGACUAAUGACCAAAUGAUCUCAUGUUAAGCAUGGACAGCUUCUAUAACCUUAUUAGGGUUGUGUUGUGGAGAAGGAUAAUAGUGAGUGUAUUAGUAACUUUUUUUGUAUGGUAAAGUUGACACAAGGGCAAAUAUUUACUGUCAUUACUUACAUUGGUCAUUUUUUCUAUGACAGCUGCUAUGCAGUUCUUUUUAUGUCACCAUCACAAGUGCUGACAUAUUGUCAUAUAUCUUUAAUUUUUUGUGGACAGUGUUUGGUGGAUGUUGUUCAGUGUCUGUAACAAAUGGCAGGUGGUGACAUUUUUCAUGUUAAAGCCUUGUUUGUACGAAAUGAUUUGUGGAUGU
Messenger RNA from Owenia fusiformis, 3487 nucleotides. NCBI's taxonomy places the organism in Eukaryota, Metazoa, Annelida, Polychaeta, Sabellida, Oweniidae. The record is from the annotation of a GenBank genome assembly.